Leguminivora glycinivorella is the source of this 1536-nucleotide messenger RNA. RefSeq lists its product as uncharacterized. Gene Ontology annotation, molecular function: nucleic acid binding. Lineage: Eukaryota; Metazoa; Arthropoda; Insecta; Lepidoptera; Tortricidae. The record is from RefSeq and is a predicted model, not a curated record. Gene Ontology annotation, biological process: DNA integration. The coding region runs from base 133 to 1536 and encodes 467 amino acids. The transcript is spliced from 2 exons.
GCGGCCGAGUUUGGGGUAAAGUUUAAUAAAAAUAAGUGUGUGUUUGCUCAGGAAACUGUCAAGUUUUUGGGUCACAUACUAGAUAGAAAUGGAAUUCGGAUUGAUCCAGACAGGAUUAAAUGUAUAGAGAAUAUGACCAUUCCGGAAGAUAAAAAAGGGUUAGAACGGUUUAUAGGUAUGACUAACUAUGUGUCUCGUUUUAUUCAUAAUUAUGCAGAUAAGGUGGAGCCGUUGAGGGAGCUAUUGAAAAAGGACGUAAGUUUCGAGUGGCAUGAGGCGCACACUCGAGCAUUCGAUGAUCUGAAGCGGCAGCUGGCGCAGGCGCCCACACUGAGGUACUACUCGCCCAACGAGCCGGUGACGGUGUCGGUGGACGCGAGCUCGCGCGGGCUGGGCGCGGUGCUGCUGCAGGCCGGCCGGCCCGUGGCCUACGCCGCGCGCACGCUCACGCCCACCGAGUCCAGGUGGGCUCAGAUAGAGAAGGAGCUCCUCGCCAUCCUGUUUGGCUGCAGGCGACUGAUGUACGUAGCCGACACGUUGUCAAGGGCGACCAGGGAUUUAGGAGGCAAGUGCGAUCAGCGAAUACAAGAACAGGUAAGUUUACACAUAAAUACUCUGGUGACUAAUCUACCAUUUAGUAGCAAUAAAAUGCAAGCGAUUCGAGAGGCUACGAGGAUCGACCAGAGUUUAUGCGAAGUAAUGGACCUUUACAGAAAGGGAUGGCCGCAUACUAAAAGCCAGGUAACCGAGAAAGCUAAGUCGUACUGGGAAGUUAGAGAUGAGAUUCAUGUCGUGGAGGACGUAGUGUUUCGGAACGACUUGGUGAUCAUCCCUAACAGUUUACGGGCCGAAAUGAUCAAUAAGGUACAUGAGGGUCACCUCGGCAUCGAGAAGUGCAAGAGGCGAGCGCGCGACGUGAUGUGGUGGCCGGGCAUGGCGGCCGCAGUGGAGCGCGCGGUGCGCGAGUGCGAGGCGUGCGCUCAGCGCCGCGCCGCGCCGCCGCGCGAGCCGCUCGCGCCGCACGCCGUGCCUGACAGGCCUUGGCAGGUGCUCGCUACUGAUAUUUUUCAGGUAAAGGACAAACACUAUUUGCUAGUGGUUGACUAUUACUCAAAGUAUGUGGAAGUGGCCACUUUAGUAGAUUUGAGAAGUGCGACAGUGAUAGGUAUUUUGAAACCUAUGUUUGCGCGUCAUGGGAUACCGCAAAGAUUAGUAUCAGAUAACGGUUGUCAAUUCGUGUCGCAAGAGUUUAGAGACUUUGCUAAAGAUUGGGAUUUUGAACAGGUCACUAGUUCGCCACAUUAUCCGCGUUCGAACGGUUUUUCGGAACGAAAUGUGCAAACGGUAAAGAAUAUGAUUAUAAAAUCACAAGAGACUAAAACUGAUUUUUACGUGGCACUGUUGAAUUUUCGCAACACACCAAUAUCGGGAGAGAAAUACUCACCUGCUCAGUUAUUGUUCGGUAGAAGAUUAAACACAAAGUUACCAGUAAAAAGUUGCUUAUUAAACCCUAAAACUCCCUUAAAAAAGAAAUAA